Messenger RNA from Dentiscutata erythropus, 996 nucleotides. Lineage: Eukaryota; Fungi; Glomeromycota; Glomeromycetes; Diversisporales; Gigasporaceae. The record is from the annotation of a GenBank genome assembly.
AUGGAAGAAGAAUCACAAGAAGCACCUCGUCGACAGCCUACGUGUUUUAGCUCAUUGAAAGAAUAUGCGACAUGUUCUUAUUUUAAUCUUGUUCUUCUUAUAUUUAUUCCUUUGGGGAUUAUAGGUAAAUUUCACGUUUGGUCAGACACAGCUGUUUUCAUUUUGAAUUCUUUGGCCAUUAUCUCUUUAUCGGGCUUGUUAUUUAAGGCGACCGAGGAAAUUGUUUUAAGAGCCGGCUGGAAUGUGGGUGGAUUGUUAAGUGCCGUAUUUGGAAAUACAGUUGAAUUUAUUAUAUCUAUUAUCGCACUUAAUGAAGGGCAUAAAGAACAGGAAUUCAAUUUAACCGCAGCACAAAUGUCGGGAUCAAUUUUGGCGCUGACAGUACUCUCACUUGUAGUUCCCGCUGCAUAUUCUUCCACUACUGAAAAUGAGAGUGCUGCUAGAGAAGGGCUGUUGAUUUUAAGUCAUGGGACGGCGAUUAUCCUGCUAAUGAUGUAUUUUCAGUAUCUUCAUUUUCAAUUAAGUUCUCAUAAGGAGUUAUACGAAGAUGAAGAAAAACCAAAAACAACACUUCUUGCGACACUAACUGUUAUCGAUGGUCUGGUUGAAAAUUUGAAGAUUUCUACUACAUUUGUUGGUAUUAUAUUGAUUCCAAUUGUUGGUAAUUUUACAGAUCUCAUGAGUUCGGUAAUUUUUGCAUUAAAAAAUAGAAUGAAUGUUUCUAUCCAGAUCGCUCUUGGAUCAAGCAUGCAAAUCGCGUUGGGUGUGACACCUGUCCUAAUAUUAAUUGGUUGGAUAAUUAAUCAACCAUUAACCUUAUUUUUUGAAACUUUUGAAACAUGCGUUCUAGUUGUUGCGGUUUUGAUAGUUAAUUAUUCAAUUCAGGAUGGACGAUCAAACUGGCUUGAAGGCGAAAUGUUGUUGGUAAAUAUUUCUUUAAUGCUAACAGUGCUUAGAGACAAUGUACAUGCACGUGAUGUUUGGUACAUUUCUUAA